AUGGCAAAUGCUACACGGGCCGCCUCCCUUUCCGGCCUGACCAGUCCGCCGGACCCCUCUUCGAUCAACGUGCAUCCCCACAGCCAUCCCGUCCAUGGCUCUACUUCUGCUGGUGGGUCUUGGCAACAGGGCCACGCCUCAAUGACCUCUGCCGGCUCGGCUAGUCUGACGAUGGCUCGCUCAAGACCACAGGCCUCAACGCCAAUGGGCUCUGGCAAUCAGGGCGCCGCAGGAGGUAGUGGACAGCGAACUGUGGAGCAAGACGGCGAGACGACCGGAAAGUCCGGUAGGUGA
Molecule: messenger RNA, 294 nt
Organism: Protopolystoma xenopodis
Lineage: Eukaryota; Metazoa; Platyhelminthes; Monogenea; Polystomatidea; Polystomatidae
Source: the annotation of a GenBank genome assembly